CGAACGUUUGCAUUCGUGUCUUUGUACUUUUAUAUAUGCAAUGAAGUGCAAUUCAUCUCAUAUCGACCAAUGUAGAAGAAAUCGCAAAAUGGAAAUGGUACGUUGAGGUGUAAUCUCUAUUAUCUUCCAUUAUCGCUGUAUAGAGCAGGUGCCCUGAACAAGAAAAGACAAGGGUCAUAACAUUAACCUGCACUCCAAAAACGAAGAUAGAGGGAAAGGUUAUUUGUCACUACUUUAAAUAUUAGCCGAAUUAAUUGUCACUAUAGGGUUGAAGACAGGUACUAAAAUCUCUAAUAACAAUGGCAAUUUCGGGGUUGAUUGGGAAGUGGAAAGUGAUUUCUGAGGAAAAUCUAGACGAAAUCUUCCAGGCAUUUGGUGUGGACGACGAAAUGCGAUCAAAAGCAAAAGAGGGUCUAAUUCAGCCAAUCCAGGAAAUCAAUAUUAUAGACGACGAGUAUUUCAUUAAGACUACAAUCGGCCAUAUCUCCACUGAAGUCCGCUUCAAACUUCGCGUAACAUUCCCAAGUUCUUCAAUGGAUGGCAAAAAAAUCAUGGUAACAUACAGAAAGAAUGGAAAUGCACUGGAAGAAGUACAACAAUACGGUGAUCACGAGGCGCUAAUAUCCCGUAUUGUUAAUGGCAACGAACUUGUAUCGACCAUUACAGGAAAAGGAAAGACAGCCAUUAUUCGUUAUACACGAGUGUGACAUCAUCAACAAGAUACCAUUUCAACCUGUCGAAACUCAAAGUUAAAUUCUAUUGGAUUCUCAAACUAUUUUACAAACCUUUGAUUUGGGUUAUCGACAAUGAUUGUAU
Saccostrea cuccullata (small rock oyster) is the source of this 816-nucleotide messenger RNA. Its product is annotated as fatty acid-binding protein-like. Gene Ontology annotation, biological process: fatty acid transport. The coding region runs from base 300 to 707 and encodes 135 amino acids. Gene Ontology annotation, cellular component: nucleus; cytosol. Gene Ontology annotation, molecular function: fatty acid binding. The transcript has 4 exons. NCBI's taxonomy places the organism in Eukaryota, Metazoa, Mollusca, Bivalvia, Ostreida, Ostreidae. The record is from RefSeq and is a predicted model, not a curated record.